Molecule: messenger RNA, 2001 nt
Organism: Heterobasidion irregulare TC 32-1
Lineage: Eukaryota; Fungi; Basidiomycota; Agaricomycetes; Russulales; Bondarzewiaceae
Exons: 9
Coding region: 1-2001 (666 amino acids)
Molecular function (GO): acyltransferase activity
Source: RefSeq, a predicted model, not a curated record
AUGCGACGAAGCUCGACUGGCGCUGCCGCCCCGCGCUCUCCUGCCACUCUUCCUCGUCUUCCAGUGCCGGAUCUGCAUCAAACAUUGAAGAGGUACACUCAGUCUUUGGUACCGUUUUUCCUGGAGCAAGAAGCCCGUGGUGGUCCUUCUCAUCAUACCGCUUUAAAGACAGCAGCUGAGCGCGCUGACAAGUUUGAGCAGGGGCUCGGACUCACAUGUCAACAACGUCUGAUUGCAUUAGACAAGGCUUCGCCGCGAAAUUGGCUCGACGACAAUAUUUGGCUUAAGAAGGCCUACCACGAAUGGCGCUCACCUCUUCUCAUCCAUUCAAAUUGGUGGUUGGCGUUCUUCAAUGAUGUCACAGUCCCAGACAUGGUCCUUCAAGGGCGCUCAAGCUCUGUACUGGCAGGAAUCACUCCUUGGCAAGUCAGACGAGCCGCUUGGUUGAUUCAUAGAACACUUAAAUUCAAGCAUAAAUUAAACCGUCAAGACCUAUACCCUGAUACAACGCAUACCGGCGUAUGGUUUCGGGAGACAGUAUCCAAGAUGUUUAACGUCUGUCGGAUUCCUUGUUCACAGUGCGAUACCCUCAGUACCCCUUCAUUAUCGGCCUCGGAUAGUCGGAAGGUUCUCGUUAUGGUACAUGACUGGUUGUAUGCCAUCGAAGCAUACGACAUUGAUGGGACGCCCAUUGCACCGAAUGAAAUAGAACAGCGCCUUAGGAGAGUCGUUCAGGAUGCGGCUAGCCGCAUACAAGGGGGCGAACGCGCCGUGCCUGUCGGGUUGCUAAGCGCAGAUACCAGAGACCGUUGGGCUGAGAAUCUUCAAUACAUCCUUUCCCUCUCGUCAACAAACCACAGCACUUUUGGCACAAUCAAGGAUUCGCUCUUCGCCCUCAGUCUUGAUCACUAUACCUACACUCCCAAUGUUUCUGAUUCUACCUUACCACCUGUGACGCCUGCCGUUGAUUCCCCAGAAGAGAUUGAUUUUCACCUCCAUAAUAUCCGGUCGUCUUCCAACGCGCGCAAUCGAUGGUUCGACAAGGCAUUCACCUACAUCGUCGAAUCCAACAGCAGGGCUGGCGCAAUGGGCGAGCAUUCGCCCUGUGAUGCCUUGGUGCCAAGCAUAGUUGCCGAAUACGCUAUCAUUCAGAGCAUAGAUGAAGCGUUAUUUUCUGCUUCUGAACCUUCGCACGACUUUUCACAGGCUGACGGUGGAAUAGGAUGGCAGCGUCUAGAUUGGGUUACUGAUACCUGCGUUGAAUUAGAGUGUGCACAGGCAGAAGAGCGGGCGAAAGGUAUCAUCGCAGAUUCGGAUGACAGUGUUCUUUGGUUUGACGCGUACGGCGCAGACUGGAUCAAGCGGACAGCUCGACUGUCUCCCGAUGCAUAUGUGCAAAUGGCUUUACAACUAGCUUGGUUCAAGACUCGCGGCACAUUCACAGCAACGUACGAGACUGUGUUGACACGUCUCUUCGAUCGUGGUCGGACGGAGACAAUUCGUACUCUAACUGCGGACAGUCGUGCAUUCGUUCUCGCCAUGAUGGCUCCUUCGAGCUCUCGUGCUGAACGUCAAACGCUACUUCGUCGCGCGACUCACACUCACACCACGUUGACGCGUGAAGCUGCCACUGGCAAAGGCAUCGAUCGACAUCUAUUGGGCCUUCAGCUGAUGCUACGUCCUGAAGAUGGCGAGCGAAGUCCUCUGUUCGAGGAUGAAUUCUUUCAAGAGAGUAAGGCUUGGAAACUUAGUACCAGUGGGCUGAGCGCUGGACAUCUGUUCAGGGGAACGGGGUUCGGCGCGGCGUAUAACGACGGCUACGGUAUCAAUUAUCUUGUGGGCCCAGACCUCAUAAAACUCGGAAUCGAGUCGAAACAUUCAUGUCCUCACACAUCGACUGCAGGUUUGCAAGCCGCCAUAGUUGAAGCUUUACGAGAAAUGGAGUUGGUCUGUACAGAGGAGCAGACCAUUGCGGAUCACCCUCGUCAUGCUCGUCUCUAA